Xenopus laevis (African clawed frog) is the source of this 1697-nucleotide messenger RNA. It is a transcript of the gene sgsh.L, whose product is annotated as N-sulfoglucosamine sulfohydrolase L homeolog. Lineage: Eukaryota; Metazoa; Chordata; Amphibia; Anura; Pipidae. The annotation marks the transcript as partial. Gene Ontology annotation, biological process: heparan sulfate proteoglycan catabolic process; glycosaminoglycan catabolic process. Gene Ontology annotation, molecular function: N-sulfoglucosamine sulfohydrolase activity. The record is from RefSeq and is a predicted model, not a curated record. The transcript has 8 exons.
GCCGGCACCGGAGCUCAGAGACUUCACUGUACCGGGGGCGUGUCCAAUACGAGUCAUGUGGCAGGAAGACAGGGAUAUGGGCUGGGGAGGAAGAAGAGGAACAUCUUGAUAUCAAUGGAUUCCUCUGUGUGGUACUGGAUAUUAAGCUCCCUCCUCCUCUCUGAGACUUGGGGGCGCAAUGUGCUGCUUAUCAUCGGAGAUGAUGCAGGAUUUGAGAGUGACGUUUAUAACAAUACAGCUAUUCGUACACCUAACCUUCAGGAUCUUGCCAAGAGGAGUCUCAUCUUCAAAAACGCAUUUACCUCUGUCAGUAGCUGCUCUCCAAGCAGGGCUGCUAUCCUGACUGGCUUGCCUCAGCACCAGAAUGGAAUGUAUGGCCUGCAUCAGGAUAUGCAUCACUUUAAUUCGUUUGAUGAUGUAAGGAGCUUACCUCUUAUACUCAGGCAGGCCGGAAUUCGUACAGGAAUCAUUGGCAAGAAGCAUGUAGGACCCGAGUCAGUUUAUCCGUUUGACUUCUCCUACACAGAGGAAAACAGCUCCGUGCUACAAGUUGGUCGUAACAUUACACGUAUCAAGUUGCUGGUCCAAGAGUUUUUGCAGAGCCAAGAUCAAAGGCCCUUUCUCUUAUAUGUGGCUUUUCAUGAUCCACACCGCUGCGGACAUUCACAGCCUCAGUAUGGAGCUUUCUGUGAGAAGUUUGGAAAUGGAGACCCUGGUAUGGGGAUUAUACCAGACUGGACACCCCAGUACUACACUCCGGAGCAAGUUCAGGUACCUUAUUUCAUACAAGAUACCCCCAGUGCCAGAAAAGAUCUAGCAGCACAGUACACAACUAUUGGCCGCAUGGACCAAGGGAUUGGUUUGAUCCUCUCAGAACUGCGCAAUGCAGGGCACGGAAACGACACCUUAGUGAUCUUCAGCUCAGAUAAUGGUAUUCCUUUUCCCAAUGGACGCACCAACUUGUACUGGUCAGGAAGAGCUGAGCCCCUGCUGGUGUCAUCACCUUAUCACCCAAAGCGCUGGGGACAAAUAAGUCAGUCCUUUGCUAGCCUGCUAGAUGUAACACCAACUAUCAUGGACUGGUUUUCAAUCCCAUAUCCUAGCUACAAAAUUUUUGGUAAGAGUGUUCAGCUUACUGGAAAGUCCCUUCUUCCAGCGCUGCAGUCUGAACAGGCUUGGACCACUGUAUUUGGAAGCCAGUCUCACCAUGAGAUCACUAUGUACUACCCAAUGAGGUCUGUGCAGUACAUGCAUUACCUGCUGAUUCACAACCUCAAUUUUAAGAUGCCAUUUCCCAUUGACCAGGAUUUCUAUGUGUCGCCAACCUUUCAAGAUAUUCUGAACAGGACAGUCUCUGGGCAGCCUACUGGGUGGUUCAAAAGCCUUCACAACUAUUACUACAGGGACCGCUGGGAACUGUACGAUCGGUCGGCAGACAUUGCUGAGAUUAAGAAUGCAGCUGGAGACCCUGCCUUCCAGGAUAUAUUAAAGUCUAUGCAGAGCAUACUACUGAAGUGGCAACAGGAUACUUUUGACCCCUGGAUUUGUGCCCCAGAUGGGGUUUUGGAGGAGAAGCUUGAACCUCAGUGCCGCCCACUUUAUAAUGAGCUGUAGAACUCCCAUUUUAUUGUUAUGAAAUUUUAAAGGGAUGGUUCACCUUUAUGUUAACUUCUAGUAUGUUAUAAAAUGAUGAAUUC